GGGGGGGGGGGGGAAGCCGGGGUUGUGAUUUGGAGGGUAGCUCUCGGCUCGGGGGAGGAGGGAUGGCGGCGAUCCUGCCGGAGCUGGCGGCGCAGGUGCUCAUCCCGGUGGCGGCGGCGGUGGGCAUCGCGUUCGCGGUGCUGCAGUGGGUGCUCGUCUCCAAGGUGAGGCUCACGCCGGAGCGGCGCGGGGAGGGGGGCGCCGGGAAGAGCGGGCCGAGCGACUACCUCAUCGAGGAGGAGGAGGGGCUCAACGACCACAACGUCGUCUCCAAGUGCGCCGAGAUCCAGAACGCCAUCUCCGAAGGAGCGACAUCUUUCCUUUUCACUGAGUACAAGUAUGUCGGAUUAUUCAUGGGAAUCUUUGCAAUUCUUAUAUUCCUCUUCCUUGGAUCUGUUGAGGGCUUCAGCACGAAGAGCCAGCCUUGUCACUACAGCAAGGACAAAACUUGCAAGCCUGCCCUUGCAAAUGCUAUCUUUAGCACUAUAGCCUUUGUGCUUGGUGCAGUUACCUCUCUGGUAUCUGGUUUUCUUGGAAUGAAGAUUGCAACUUAUGCAAAUGCUCGGACAACUCUGGAGGCUAGGAAGGGUGUUGGGAAGGCUUUUAUCACUGCUUUCCGAUCUGGUGCUGUUAUGGGUUUCCUGCUUGCUGCCAGUGGUCUCUUGGUCCUUUACAUUGCAAUUAACUUGUUUGGAAUCUAUUAUGGUGAUGACUGGGAAGGUCUUUUCGAAGCUAUUACUGGUUAUGGACUUGGUGGUUCUUCUAUGGCUCUUUUUGGCCGUGUAGGUGGUGGUAUUUAUACAAAAGCAGCCGAUGUUGGUGCUGACCUUGUUGGGAAGGUAGAAAGAAAUAUUCCUGAGGAUGACCCCAGAAACCCAGCUGUCAUUGCAGACAAUGUUGGUGACAAUGUUGGAGAUAUUGCUGGAAUGGGAUCAGAUCUUUUUGGUUCUUAUGCUGAAUCAUCGUGUGCUGCACUUGUUGUGGCAUCAAUCUCUUCUUUUGGAAUCAACCAUGAAUUUACUCCCAUGGUGUACCCCCUUCUUGUCAGCUCUGUGGGAAUUAUAGCAUGUCUCGUAACCACCUUGUUUGCAACUGAUUUCUUUGAGAUAAAGGCUGUGAGUGAAAUAGAGCCUGCUCUAAAGAAGCAACUUAUAAUUUCCACUGCUGUUAUGACUGUUGGCAUUGCACUUGUCAGUUGGUUGGGCCUUCCUUACACCUUCACCAUUUUUAACUUUGGUGCCCAGAAGACAGUGCAUAGCUGGCAAUUAUUCUUAUGUGUGGCCGUUGGCCUUUGGGCUGGACUAAUCAUUGGAUUUGUUACUGAGUACUACACAAGCAAUGCAUAUAGCCCUGUACAAGAUGUUGCUGAUUCUUGCAGAACUGGAGCUGCCACUAAUGUCAUUUUUGGGCUUGCUUUGGGUUACAAAUCAGUCAUCAUCCCUAUUUUUGCUAUUGCUUUCAGUAUUUUCCUCAGCUUCAGCCUUGCUGCCAUGUAUGGUGUUGCUGUGGCUGCUCUUGGAAUGCUGAGCACAAUUGCCACAGGUCUUGCUAUCGAUGCUUACGGUCCCAUCAGUGACAAUGCUGGAGGAAUUGCUGAAAUGGCUGGCAUGAGCCACCGAAUUCGUGAGAGAACCGAUGCACUGGAUGCUGCCGGAAACACAACUGCUGCAAUUGGGAAGGGCUUUGCCAUUGGCUCUGCAGCCUUGGUAUCACUUGCACUUUUCGGGGCCUUUGUGAGCCGUGCAGCUAUUUCUACAGUUGAUGUUCUGACACCAAAAGUGUUCAUUGGGCUUAUCGUUGGUGCUAUGCUCCCAUACUGGUUCUCAGCAAUGACCAUGAAGAGUGUAGGCAGCGCGGCGCUGAAGAUGGUGGAGGAAGUUCGCAGGCAAUUCAACACCAUCCCUGGACUCAUGGAGGGCACAACUAAGCCUGACUAUGCAACUUGUGUCAAGAUCUCCACUGAUGCAUCGAUCAAGGAGAUGAUCCCUCCUGGUGCUCUCGUUAUGCUCACACCACUUAUUGUCGGAAUUUUGUUUGGCGUCGAGACCCUCUCUGGAGUCCUUGCUGGAGCUCUCGUCUCCGGUGUUCAGAUUGCCAUCUCUGCAUCCAACACUGGCGGUGCUUGGGACAAUGCCAAGAAGUAUAUUGAGGCUGGAGCUUCAGAGCAUGCCAGGACCCUUGGUCCCAAAGGCUCUGACCCCCACAAGGCGGCCGUCAUCGGUGACACCAUUGGAGAUCCUCUCAAGGACACUUCAGGCCCCUCUCUGAACAUCCUCAUCAAGCUCAUGGCGGUCGAAUCCCUCGUGUUCGCGCCUUUCUUCGCCACCCACGGUGGCAUCCUCUUCAAGUUGUUCUAAACCGGCGACGUUGGGGUGUUCAGAAGGCCGUAGUUUUGUUGGGGAAGAGCAAUAUAUCGGACUAUUAUGUCAUGAUUUGCUCCUCGAGUUGACGACACAAUUGUCUACCUUGUUUCCCAUUUUUGUUCUAGUUCCAGGUCCCAACCUUGUGUUUUGAUCCCAGAAUUUCCUCUGGUCCUCUUUUAGCUCUUGCCUCCAGCUGCAUAAGUCGUCCUGUGGAACAACGAACAAGAGAGCAUUGAAAAAAUUUGCCAUUUUCUAGCGAUAAAAUGAUGAUGAUGAUGAUGAUUAAUGUC
This is a messenger RNA of Oryza brachyantha (malo sina), 2653 nucleotides long. RefSeq names its product pyrophosphate-energized vacuolar membrane proton pump. The record is from RefSeq and is a predicted model, not a curated record. Gene Ontology annotation, cellular component: membrane. The transcript is spliced from 8 exons. NCBI's taxonomy places the organism in Eukaryota, Viridiplantae, Streptophyta, Magnoliopsida, Poales, Poaceae. Gene Ontology annotation, biological process: proton transmembrane transport. Gene Ontology annotation, molecular function: inorganic diphosphate phosphatase activity; diphosphate hydrolysis-driven proton transmembrane transporter activity. The coding region runs from base 63 to 2357 and encodes 764 amino acids.